AUUCUAACAAAAAUAAAAUUUAAUGGAACCAGUAUUUGGUAGACCAAGUUUCCCUUCAGAGAGGCCUCCUACAGUCAAGGAGUUGUUCCAAGAGGAAGAACAAACAGCUGUGAAUAGAGACUACACUAAAAAUUAUCCCAGGACUAUCUAUGUGUCAAACCCUGAGAACAUCCAUGUGAAGAACACCAUGAGGAUCAAGGAAUGCAUGUCUGCACUACUGAGGAACCAGGAAAGGGAAAAAUUGAGACAUAAGAUUAAAAAGACAGACCAGCAUUUUAUCAGUGAGAAAGAAGAUAAUUACAGAAAACAUCUUUUUGACCCACAUACUCAGUCCUGGCGAUUUGAUUAUGAUGAAUCAUCCCUGGUGAAAAAUGAUCCUCAAGGUCCUUUCUUGAUGAGUAAAGUGCUGACUCAUAAGAUUAAUGGCAGAAGUCCGCCUAGUUAUAAAAAGAGUUGCUCUACUGCCUUAACUGACAUCCCUAAUAUUCCAGAAUCGGAUAGCGUGAAAGCAACUAUUUCUUCACAAAGCGGAAAGGGAAGAGAGCAUGAUUUUGAAGGCAUAAACGUUAAUUUGAAAGAAACUAAAAAUGAGGUUGAUGGAGCUCCCAGAAGAACUUUGAAAGAACCUGUAGAGGAGGAUGAGACCUUCAUCCCUCAAGUAAUCUCCAGUAGCUUCAUCAAAAAGCGUACCUUUAAAAACCUUGAUGAAUACAUUGAAAGAAGUAACAAUCUUGAUAGAAGAUAUCCAGACAAAGGAGUUAUUUUUAACUCAGUCUUGGACUGAGGUAGAUUAAAUAACGAUCCAGAGUAUAUCAGACCCCUUCAUGCCUUCAGAGGUCUUCCUAUUUAUAAAGCAGAUGGGAUAGAAAGUGAAUUGGACCAAUAAAUUUUAAGAAGAGCUAAAAUUCCUCAUAAAUCAAGAAUAAAAAGCU
Molecule: messenger RNA, 932 nt
Organism: Moneuplotes crassus
Lineage: Eukaryota; Ciliophora; Spirotrichea; Euplotida; Euplotidae
Source: the annotation of a GenBank genome assembly